AUGUCCUCGCCUCCCGCCAAGCCUGCUGGCGAACUCGAGGACGAGCUCGCGUCCUUUCGCGCAGCCUGGCUCGCCGAGACGCGGCGCACCAAGCCGCCCGCUGCUCCCUCGUCAACUGCGCCCACCUCCACCUCCCUGAGCCGACCUCCCCGACCAGCUCCAGCAACCGCCGCCGCUCCACGGCCCAAGCCGUCCACCAGCAGUGACCAGCAGCCCGACCACUCGGCGGCCGAUGCCGAGCUCGUUGCGCAGGUCGCCGGCGUGCAGCUCGAUGACGAGGUCGAGCCGCCGGCCUCGCCGCCGCGCGACAAGGGCAAGGGCAAGGAGCGCGAGCGGCCGGCGAGCGCACUCGAGCUCUACUCUCUCGCCGUCGAGAGCGAGAAACAAGGACGGCUCAACGACGCUCUCGUCAACUACCGCACCGCGUUUCGCCUCGAUCCCGACGUCGACCGCGCCUACAACCGCGCCUCGGUCGCGGCGCAGAAGCACGCGGCGACCCGAGCCGCCGAACCCGCGCCGCACCCAGACGCCGCAGAAUGGCGGUUCGAGCGCACGAUCCAGCUCGGUCCCGACUACGACGCCAAGCACGAGCACCGCAGCGCCGAGGAGGCGCAGCGCGAGGUGGGCAACGCCGACGCCGACUCGACGCACCCGAGCAGCACCGCCUUCCUCCUCAACUCGCUCCUCAAGUCGAUCGCCGAGAACCCGUACGAGCGCCCACCACCGCCAGUUCACGCCGUCGCCCAGGGCCCAACUUCGCCGCGACGCGCACAACCGCCUGCGCUCCCCCCGUCCUCCCCACCUCCACCCGCACCACCAUCUCGCCCUCCCGCCUCGACCUCGCACGCGUUCGGCAAGGGCGCCAUGACGCCCGCCCAAGCGCUCGACACCCUCCACUUUAUCCCGCUCGACGAGGACCAACCUGUUCCGCUCGCCGACCUGCCGCGCGAGGUCCUCCUCCUCAUCCUCCGCCACCUCGUCUUGUCGGGCAUGCUCCCGCCGCCCAAGUCGGCGCACGCCGACCCGUCGGCCGAGGAGCACCGGUCCAAGGGCCCGAAGCGCCUGCGCAAGCGCACGUUGCGCGAGGAGAUGGUCCUGCUCGAGGCAGAGCUCGAGCUGGCGGACGUCGACAGACCGUGGAAGAGCGACGUCGAGGCGCUCGAGCGGUUCGCUCGCGUGUGUCGUGCAGCGAGGGUCCUCACGCUCGAUACCGGGCUGUGGAGAUCUCUCUCUUUGCGCACCUACGUUCCGCCGCAGCAGAUCAGUCGCGAGGAGGACGCCAAGCAGCUCGUCAAGCAGCAUGGCGCCGACUGGCGACGUCUCUACAUCGAGCACCCGCGCAUUCGGCUCGACGGCGUCUACAUCUCGGUCGUCACGUACCUUCGCCGAGGCGAGACGCAGUCGAUUUAUGCGCCGACACACCUGAUCACCUUCUACCGCUACCUCCGUUUCUACCAUCACGGCCUCGCCCUCUCGCUGCUCACGACCGACCCGCCCGGUCAAGUCGUGCGCAAGCUGAACCCGACGCUCCGCCUCAAGGGCCUCACAUUCGGCCGAUGGCGCCUGCGCGGCGAGCUCGUCGAGCUGUGGGGGCUCGAGGACCCGGCGGUCGAGGACCCCAAGUACAGCUUCCGGAUCCAGUGCAAGCUCAAGAGCACGGCUCGAGGCAGGAUGAACAAGCUCGAGAUGCUGUCGAUGGCGACCGAGCACCGGCAGACGCUCGAGCUCGAGGAGCUGCCGAUCCGGCCGAGCAAGCCGUUCUUCUUCUCCAAGGUGCAGGCGUACGCCAACGAGGACCGCGUGCAGGGCGAGUCGUGAGCGCGGGCCGGAAGAGGAGCGAGCGGGAGGAACGAGGAGGCGGGAGGCGGCGGGACCGCCGACGACGUGUAGAUGCCCCUCUGUCGAGCCGCGAUAGAAACGAAGCCGUCUGAGCCCUC
Rhodotorula graminis WP1 is the source of this 1937-nucleotide messenger RNA. RefSeq lists its product as uncharacterized. Lineage: Eukaryota; Fungi; Basidiomycota; Microbotryomycetes; Sporidiobolales; Sporidiobolaceae. Gene Ontology annotation, biological process: SCF-dependent proteasomal ubiquitin-dependent protein catabolic process. The record is from RefSeq and is a predicted model, not a curated record. Gene Ontology annotation, cellular component: SCF ubiquitin ligase complex. The coding region runs from base 1 to 1818 and encodes 605 amino acids. Gene Ontology annotation, molecular function: protein binding. The transcript is spliced from 7 exons.